UCAUGGAUACAGGUUAAAAUAAGAAAAUGAAUUUUUAUAUCAAAGCCUAACAUUUGUUUAGUAUAAAAUGCAAAAUUUGAGAAUUAUUGAAACAUAGAGAUGGUGGAGUGUUUUACAUUUUGUAAUACUGUAUGUUUAGCAUGCCUCUGGUGCAGCCUUUUUUUACCAGUUUGUUUCCCAAAAUACUUCUACAAAUUAGAGAGGAAGAGCUCAAGUGAAUUUUGUAUACAGAGAAUUAAAUGCAAAGAAAAAAUUUCGAGCAUUCUAAGUCGAUGCAAAUCCGGAAGAGAUGGUAAAUCUUCUCAAAGUGAACAGUCUGAUUCAUCUCGAAAUCAAAAACACGUAAAAGAAACAUCACUAAAUAAGAAAUGUGGAAAAAAGUUAUCAAGAAAUGGAAUGAACAGCAUGGGAGGAAACACUGUAAAUGUUUGUAGGUGUAGAAAUUGUUUAGGAUAUGAAUAUGGGUGUCAAAAUUUGAGUCCUGUUGUAAAAAUGACUGCCGAUUCCAAAAAUCGAAGCGAAUUAAAUAAUAAUCAUAGGAAGUAUAGAUUGUACGCAAAGUUGACCAAAGAGACUGAUAAUUCAAAAGAUAAAUUUUUGCAUUUAAAAUGCAAUUGUAAUAAAAAAAGAUAUGAAUAUAAAAAUUUGGUUUCAGCACCUGAUUUAAGUCAAUGUAGUUCAAACAAUAAUCAAUGGUGUAAUAAUUGUAGGUAGCUAUUUUAUUUAUUGCAAUAUGUGAUAUUUCAUCUUAAAGGAAAAUUGUAUAUGAGC
This is a messenger RNA of Belonocnema kinseyi, 771 nucleotides long. RefSeq lists its product as uncharacterized. NCBI's taxonomy places the organism in Eukaryota, Metazoa, Arthropoda, Insecta, Hymenoptera, Cynipidae. Bases 100 to 714 code for a protein of 204 amino acids. The record is from RefSeq and is a predicted model, not a curated record. The transcript has 2 exons.